This is a messenger RNA of Oncorhynchus masou masou (cherry salmon), 1949 nucleotides long. RefSeq names its product ORM1-like protein 2. Gene Ontology annotation, cellular component: endoplasmic reticulum membrane. Bases 105 to 566 code for a protein of 153 amino acids. The record is from RefSeq and is a predicted model, not a curated record. Lineage: Eukaryota; Metazoa; Chordata; Actinopteri; Salmoniformes; Salmonidae. Gene Ontology annotation, biological process: sphingolipid biosynthetic process; intracellular sphingolipid homeostasis; ceramide metabolic process. The transcript is spliced from 4 exons.
UUUCUAACUAGCUCGGUGAGUUUCUAGCUACAUUGUCAGGAAAGUUUGAUAUAAAAUGCUAAAUGUAAUGGAUUCGCACACGAGUUGACAGAAUCUAACGCACUAUGAAUGUGGGCGUGGCUCACAGUGAGGUAAACCCCAACACGAGGGUGAUGAACAGCAGAGGGAUCUGGCUGGCCUACCUGUUGUUGGUCACCGUGCUGCACGUCGUCCUGUUGAGCAUCCCUGUCCUCACGGUGCCUCUUGUCUGGACCCUCACAAAUGUCAUCCAUAAUCUGGUGAUGUACUUGUUUCUGCACACGGUAAAGGGCACUCCUUUUGAGACACCGGACCAGGGCAAAGCUCGCCUACUCACACACUGGGAACAGAUGGACUACGGCAUUCAGUUUACAUCCUCACGCAAAUUCCUCACCAUCUCACCCAUUGUGCUGUAUAUUCUUGCCAGUUUCUACACCAAGUACGAUGCCACACAUUUCCUGGUCAAUACAGGCUCUCUCCUCAGCGUCCUCCUUCCAAAGCUGCCCCUGUUCCAUGGAGUACGAAUAUUUGGGAUCAAUAGGUAUUGACUAACACAGGUGGAUAAUAUCAGUUAUAUUCUAUUUAUGUGUACUUUACUUGUGAUGUCCAGAGGCGGAAAUUAAUAAGAAAUGUUUGGUAACUUUAUGAGCUGUUUGAAGGGCAUUGUUGUUUUAUUGCACAGUUCAUUUUCGCUCUGUGACUAAAAACAAAGAACCAAAAUGCACUGAACGCCAAGCUAUAUGAUUAAGAGUUACUGAGUGCCUCUGCUUUAUUUCAUUUAAUUUAUUUUUGUGAUGUAUGUGUGCAAUGUGCUUGUAUCCUCAAACCAUUACCAUUACUUUCUCUCAUUACUUUCUCUUUUUGUCAGAUGACAUGUAUUUGACGUUGUUUUCUAGAAAGAGCUAUAUUGUGAAUGUCAUCACCUUCAAACCUAAGUCUUUAUAGGAUGACUUGUAUAUGUCCACACAUUGGAAUGUGUGAUUACAUAGUUUAGGAUAGUGGCAUCCAUAUAAAUAUAAUGUUGGAUGCCAUACAAAUUGAAUGUUGCCAGUCUUUGCAGUGCCUUAAAUGUUUCACUUGGCUGAUACAUUUUUCCAAUUAGUUUGGUAACAAUCAAUCCAUGUGAUGACUUAUUGGAGGUCAAUUUCCAUGUGAGCAUUCUCAAUAAAUUAUAGUGUCUAAUAAUAAACUUUCAAUAUCAGGAUUGAUUUGUCAGUGUAAAUCUAAAUACUUUGUCUUUGUAUGGAAAUUUGGAGUACAUCCCGGGGCAUACAUCAUUGUCAUUUUGUGUACAAACACAAGUGCAGCAAAUGAAUAGAUAUACCCAAGACAAAGAAAAUUGUUGCAUUGAUUGUUCUCAUCUAAUUCCAUAAUGCUCCAAGUGUGAAACCUAAGGGGAGUGUUCAGCAGUGAGUGACAACAGCAGCACAGGAGUAAAGUGACGUUGCAGGGGACUGAGGGGUCGGACCAUCAUGUAAAUUCUCAAAUUACCUGUGUAGGCGAGGCUGUGAGGAUUCUGGGAAACUCCACACACUUUAUAUGAGGCCUGUGUGGAGGGAUAUACCAAUUCCUAUGAUGUGCUGAUAGACUGGACCCUAGUAUUUUUACUUAAGUAGUUUUUGGGGGUAUCUUUACUGUUUAUAUUUUGACUACUUUUACUCCACUACAUUCCUAAAGAAAUGUAUUUUUUUCUUUUCUUUUUUUUAUGUACUUUUGCCGCCCAUACAUUUUCCCUGAAACGCAAAAGUACUCAUUACAUUUCGAAUGUUCAGACAGGACAGCAAUAUCGUCCAAUUUACACACCUAUCAAUAUAAUGCGUUGUCAUCCCUACUUCCUCUGAUCUGGCGGACUUAACACAAAUACUGUGUUUGUAAAUUAUGUCUGAGUGUUGGAGUGUGCCCGUCUGUAAAAAAUAAAAAAUAACAUUUGG